AUGGCGUCACGUCCGGCGGAGCUGCCCCUGGGCCCGCGAGGCAGGAUGGCUCCGUGGGCGGCGGCGGGGGCGGCGUGGGCGGCGCUGGCGGGGCUGCUCUGGGCCUCCGUCCACCAGGUCCGCGAGGGCCACGUGGCCGUCUACUUCCGGGGCGGGGCGCUGCUGCCCUCGCUGAGCGGGCCCGGAUUCCACAUCAUGCUCCCCUUCGUCACUUCCUUCCGCGCCGUCCAGACCACGCUGCAAACGGACGAGGUGAAGAACGUGCCCUGCGGGACCAGCGGUGGCGUCAUGAUCUACAUCGACCGCAUCGAGGUGGUGAACAUGCUGUCCGCACACGCAGUGUACGACGUGGUGAGGAACUUCACGGCGGAUUACGACAAGGCCCUCAUCUUCAACAAGAUCCACCACGAGCUCAACCAGUUCUGCAGCGCCCACACCCUGCAGGAGGUCUACAUCGAGUUCUUUGAUCGGAUCGACGAGUACCUGAAGCAGGCGCUGCAGCAGGACCUCAACGCCAUGGCCCCGGGACUCACCAUCCAGGCCGUGCGGGUGACCAAGCCCAAGAUCCCCGAGGCCAUCCGGAGGAACUUUGAGCUCGUGGAGGCGGAGAAAACGAAGCUCCUGAUUGCGGCCCAGAGGCAGAAGGUGGUGGAGAAGGAGGCCGAGACGGAGCGGCAGAAGGCCGUCAUAGACGCCGAGAAGGCGGCGCAAGUGUCCAGGAUCCAGUUCCGGCAGAAGAUCAUGGAGUCCGUGACGGAGAAGCACAUCUCCGAACUGGAAGACGCAUCGUUCUUGGCGAGAGCAAAAGUAAAGGCAGACGCGGAAUAUUACACAGCGCAGAAGGCGGCCCAAUCGAACAAGCUCAAGCUCACCCCGGCCUACCUGUCGCUGGAGCGGGACCGGGCCAUUGCCGCCAACAGCCGGCUGUACUUUGGCCGUGGACUCCCCGACCACCUCUUCCUGGGCUCCUGCGCCUUCGAGGCCGCGGUCGCCCAGGAGGCCGUGCGGCGGCAGCAGGAAGCCGCGGGGAAGCCGCGUGAUUGACAUUUCGUCCAUGCACUUCCACCGUCCUCGAGGGGGGAAGAAGUAUGGCUGCGGUGCCUCUCGUCAGCCUCGGCGGAUCUAGAUCCCUUUCCCCUUCAAUUGGAAACUGGAAACGGGAGGUCCCCUUUAGUUUCAUUCCUUUGAUGAGCCAAAGGAAUCUGCCACAAAGUCUGAGUCGACUGGAAUCUUUGCAACGCUGCUGCAGGUGGAACCGGAAACGAUUUUGGUAUAAAAGCGUGUGUUCUUGGGAAGCCGGGUAUGCAACACUUUGAUCUUUGGAAUUAAGGAGGAAUAAAAGAACUAUUUUCAUAGCUUU
Anolis carolinensis (green anole) is the source of this 1360-nucleotide messenger RNA. RefSeq names its product erlin-1. Gene Ontology annotation, cellular component: endoplasmic reticulum; endoplasmic reticulum membrane. Bases 1 to 1044 code for a protein of 347 amino acids. The record is from RefSeq and is a predicted model, not a curated record. The transcript has 11 exons. NCBI's taxonomy places the organism in Eukaryota, Metazoa, Chordata, Lepidosauria, Squamata, Anolidae. Gene Ontology annotation, molecular function: cholesterol binding; ubiquitin protein ligase binding. Gene Ontology annotation, biological process: SREBP signaling pathway.